This is a messenger RNA of Pediculus humanus corporis (human body louse), 3204 nucleotides long. RefSeq names its product AP-3 complex subunit beta-1, putative. Gene Ontology annotation, biological process: vesicle-mediated transport; intracellular protein transport. Gene Ontology annotation, cellular component: membrane coat; AP-3 adaptor complex. The record is from RefSeq and is a predicted model, not a curated record. Bases 1 to 3204 code for a protein of 1067 amino acids. The transcript has 16 exons. NCBI's taxonomy places the organism in Eukaryota, Metazoa, Arthropoda, Insecta, Psocodea, Pediculidae.
AUGUCGAAUAACAAUGGUAAUUCUUCUUGCAAUGACCGUUCAAUUGUGGCGGAUUGCGAAUAUGCUGUUGAUCCUGCAUCAGGAGGUUUUUUUCAUUCUGAUUACAAAAAACAUGAUGACUUGAAGCAAAUGUUAGACGCUAACAAAGAUGGCUUGAAAUUAGAAGCUAUGAAAAGAAUUAUAGGCAUGAUUGCCAAAGGUAGAGAUGCUUCUGAUUUAUUUCCUGCUGUUGUUAAAAAUGUGGUGUCUAAAAAUCUGGAAGUUAAAAAAUUAGUUUAUGUUUAUCUUGUUAGAUAUGCGGAGGAGCAACAAGAUUUAGCUCUUUUGUCAAUUUCUACAUUUCAAAGAGCAUUAAAGGAUCACAAUCAGUUGAUUCGAGCCAGUGCACUUAGGGUUUUGUCAAGUAUUAGAGUUCCUAUGAUUGUACCUAUUGUAAUGUUAGCCAUUAAGGAUUCUGCUUGUGAUAUGUCACCAUAUGUCAGAAAAACUGCUGCUCAUGCCAUUCCUAAGUUGUUUAGACUUGAUCCUGAACAGAAAGAAGAUCUUGUGCAAUUGAUUGACAAGUUAUUAGCUGAUAAGACUACAUUAGUGGUAGGAUCUGCUGUAAUGGCUUUUGAGGAAGUUUGCCCUGAAAGAAUUGAUUUGGUUCAUAAAAAUUACAGGAAGCUUUGUAACUUGUUAAUCGAUGUAGAUGAAUGGGGCCAAGUUGUUAUUAUGAAUAUGCUUACAAGAUAUGGAAGAACUCAGUUUAUUGAUCCCAACAAUCAUAAUGAAAACGAAGUGAAAACUCAGGCCUUGUGUGACGAUUCAGAAAAAUCAGAAGAUGAAAGAAAACGUGAUAUGGAGCAAGGAAAUAAUAUUUUACUUUUAGAUCCGGAUCACAGAUUACUUUUGAAGCAAACUAAGCCUUUGUUGCAAAGUUGUAACGCGGCAGUAGUGAUGGCUGUUGCGCAGCUUUAUCAUCACAUUGCUCCAAAAUCUGAAGUUUUGAUAGUUGCUAAAGCUUUAAUAAGAUUAUUACGAUCACGACGGGAAGUUCAAUCUGUGGUUCUUAAUUGUAUAGCCUCUCUAUCCACACUCAGAAAGGGUAUGUUCGAACCUUUUCUUCAAAGUUUUUUUGUGCGAACCAAUGAUCCAACCCAUAUAAAAUUAUUGAAAUUGGAAAUUUUAACGAAUUUGGGAAAUGAAGUAAAUAUUGGUGUGAUAUUACGAGAAUUUCAAACUUACAUAUCCAGCAAUGAUAAAAUUUUUGUUGCUGCAGCAAUACAAGCCAUUGGCCGAUGUGCGGCAGUAAUUAAAGAAGUGACGGAUACUUGUUUGGCUGGUUUGGUAUCUUUGCUGUCAAAUCGCGAUGAAAGUGUUGUGGCGGAAAGUGUGGUGGUUAUUAAAAAACUAUUUCAAUCUCAACCUCACACGCACCAAGAUAUUAUCAAACACAUGGCCAAAUUAUUAGAUCAUAUAACGAUACCCCAAGCAAGAGCUUCUAUAGUUUGGCUAUUGGGAGAAUAUUGCGAAAGAAUUCCAAAAAUUGCUCCAGAUGUGCUUAGAAAGAUAGCCAAAACGUUUACUAAUGAGGAAGACAUAGUUAAGCAGCAAGUAUUAAAUUUAGCAGUGAAAUUGCACCUGACUAAUUCUUCUCAAACCGCUGCCUUGUGCCAGUACGUAUUUACUCUAGCUAGGUACGAUCUGAAUUACGACCUUAGAGACAGAGCAAGAUUUCUCAAGUUGUUUAUCAUGUCACCCGUUUCGGAAAAUUCAAAACUUGAAAAACAAGCAAAAAAAAUAUUUUUGGCGCCCAAGCCGGCUCCCGUUUUAGAAUCGAAAUUUAAAGGAAGACAACGAUUCCAGUUGGGAUCUUUAUCUCAUUACAUCGAUUCCCGUGCUAUAGGAUAUCACGACCUGCCAUCAUUUCCCGAAGUCGCGCCAGAUCAAAGUGUUAGAAAUGUAGAAAUUACUAUUGAAAAUUCCGAUCCGGGUAAUCUUAAACACAAAACUAAAAAAAUGGGAAAAAAAAAAUCAUUUUAUUCGGAAUCGGAUCAAAAUUCAUCAGAAGAUUACGAUUAUGAUGAUGAUGAGGAGGAGGAGGAGGAUGAUGAUGAUGAUGAUGACGAUGAUGAUGAUGAGGAUGAGGAUGAUGAAGAAGAUGAUGAUGAUGAGGAGGAUGAGGAGGAGGAUGAUGAAGAUGAGGAGGAGGAGGACGAUGACGAUGACGAUGAAGAUGACGAAGGUGACGACUCCAGUGAUGAUGAUGAUAAUGAUGAUGAUGAUAACGAUGAUGCUAGCGAUAAUGAAAAUAAUAAACGAAACAAUUUUAAUAACGAUCAGAAUUAUAAUAAAUAUUCUAAUUUUGGUGAUACCAAAACAAAUUUAGAUCUUUUAUUGGAAUUAAAUGAUGCUCUUCCUUCAACGGCUCCAGUAUUAACUCCGUCCCUCGGAGGUUUUACUAAUAACGCAUCCUCAGUAAGUCACACUAAAGUUCAAUCAAUUGAAACUGUGGGACCCAGUUAUGUAUCUUAUAAAGGAAAAGAAUUAGUAAACAAAUUAAAUGGAGGAGGUUUAAGUGUGGAAUAUCGGUACACGCGAUCUCCUCACCUAUUUUCAUACAAAAUGAUUUCAAUCGAACUCACAUUUAUUAAUCAUGGACCAGAUGACGUAACGGAAAUUAAAAUAGAUUCAAAGGAUUCUAAUCAAGGGAUCAUAAUUCACGGUUUCACUCCUAUUUCGUGUCUUAAAGUUAAUUCUAGGCAAUCUGAAUUGAUAGGAGUUGAUAUAAACGAUUCAACUCAUCCCGUACAUUUUACUAUAAAUACCGGCUCUGGAAGAAAUAUAAACGUUUCAUUAAAAAUUCCAAUUGGAGAAAUAUUAAGGGCUGUUUCAAUGCCGGAAACCUUAUUUAUUACCGAAAGAAAUAAACUUCGUGGAAUGAAUGAACAUUCGGUAGAAAUUCCCGCGUCACAAGGAUGCUGCGUGGAGUUAAAAUCCGUUGCUCAAAAAGUAUUAGAGUUCGUUAAUGUUGGUUCCAUUCCCUCAACCGAAGGAAAUAUAUUAAGGUUUGCCGGAGAGACGAUAUCGGCCAAAUCAUUAAUUUUAAUCACAAUUAAACUCGAAGAUUCUAAAAUAUUUAUUUCAGUCAAUUGUGAAAAAAUGGUUAUUGGAUCUAUCUUAUUGAACGACAUUAAACAUUUAUUAGAAUCAUUCAAUUAA